Messenger RNA from Dentiscutata heterogama, 169 nucleotides. The record is from the annotation of a GenBank genome assembly. NCBI's taxonomy places the organism in Eukaryota, Fungi, Glomeromycota, Glomeromycetes, Diversisporales, Gigasporaceae.
UAAUAGUUCCGUCGGUAAUUCUAAUGGUAAUUCCAAUGGUACUACAAGUAACAACAACGCCGGUGGUAGUGCGGGAGGACCGAGGCAGUAUCCAUUGCAUACGCAAAGGGCUGAUUCGGUUAUGUUGUGGUUAAGAGCUAUUAUCUUAAGACCGACAAAUUUAUCCUAA